Molecule: messenger RNA, 1784 nt
Organism: Owenia fusiformis
Lineage: Eukaryota; Metazoa; Annelida; Polychaeta; Sabellida; Oweniidae
Source: the annotation of a GenBank genome assembly
AUUAAAGCACGUAACUGUUAAUAAAUGAAAUAAUUUCUGUAUAUUGUUGCAACAAAGAUGGAUACAAUCCUUAUUUUUUGGACCCGCUUGGUCAUCUUGACAACAGUUAUAUGUUAUAGACAUGCCUGGCAAAUAGAAAAGGUAUGUAGAUGGAGAUACAACAUUCUAACAAACAUUAAACAACAAAACACAAAGAUUUCAGAACUUGAAGAUCUGGUAAGAAAACAAAAAGAAGAAAUAGAUGACCUAAAGCAAGAGAUGAUGAAGUUAAAGAGCUUGGUGGAGAAAGUGACUGUUGGGGUGACAACCACAUCUUCUCCAACCAGUGAAACAGCAGGGAAGGAGACCACAUUAGAUGAGAUGAAAAAGUCACUUACUGAAGUCAUUGACACUACAGAUGAACUCACUACAGCUGUCAAUGAGAUAAAGCAAACAGAGCACUAUAUGAACAAGACACUAAACAGUAUCCAUAUACAAGAUGCCUUUGACUGCAGCCUGCUAUCCUCCUACACAGGAGUAAAAGAGAUCCAGGCAAAUAAGCAGGCUGUUAGGGUUUACUGUAAUAGAGGAUGGAUGUCAAUUGCACGUAGGUUUGAUGGCUCUGUAGACUUCUAUCGCAACUGGUCUGACUACCAGCAUGGCUUUGGUGACCCAAGUGGAGAAUAUUUCAUUGGUCUAGACAACCUUGCUGCGGUGACAGGUCACAGCAGGUACAGACUGCGUAUUGAGCUAACAAGUUGGGGCAAUGAAUCACAUCCAGGAGAGACUAAGUAUGCGGAGUAUGAGAGGUUUAGUGUAGGUAAUGAAGCUGAUAACUAUCGACUGAGAGUGGAAAGUUAUUCUGGGACAGCUGGUGACUCGUUAUCAUAUCGAGACAACAUGCUUUUUACAACAUAUGAUAGAGAAAAUGAUCUUCAUAGAAAAUUGAAUUGUGCAGAGGCUAUGAAAGGAGCAUGGUGGUACAUGUGGUGUGCAAUGUCCAAUCUCUUUGGACCAUACAUCCAAGGUGGAAACUGCACCAGCCUGAGUGGAGAGUGUAUAAUUUGGUAUCACUGGCCUGAAAAACUUGGCAGCCCAGACAACCAUUACUACUCUUUCAAGGCUGUUGAUAUGAAGAUCUAUCCAUUGUACCCUCUACACCUGCAAUAUGGAGGAAUUGUGGAAGAAAUUAGAAGAAAGCAAAAGCUGAUUGAAUUUCAUCUUAAAGACAUUGAAGGGCAACUUGCUACAUAUCAAGACUGCAGUGAGACAUUCGACUUUACUGGACAUCUCUUCAUCAAAACGAAGACUGACAAGAGACUCUUUAGAGCAUACUGUAAUCAGGGUUGGCUCUCAAUAGCACGUAGGAUGGAUGGCUCAGUUGAUUUCUUCAGGAGUUGGUCUGAGUACCAGGCUGGGUUUGGUAGUGUGUCUGGGGAGUAUUUCAUUGGGCUGGACAACCUGGUGUCUAUGUUGAAGGACAGGAGGUAUAAACUGAGGAUUGAGCUGACAACCUGGGGUGUGGAGGACACAAGAUUUGCUGAGUAUUCCAUCUUUCAUGUAUCCAACUCUAGUACCAACUACAGCUUAACUCUAGAUGGUUAUUCCGGAACUGCAGGGGAUUCACUUGGGGUCCACAAUGGAACACAAUUCUCCACAUUUGAUAGGGACAAUGAAAUCAUUUACAAACGUAACUGUGCUAUGACCUGGCACUCAGGAUGGUGGUAUAGUAGAUACAAUAAUACAACACCUAUGUGUGGCUAUGCCAACCCAUUUGGACUCUAUGUUAAUGGUGGUAAAUGUGG